Paracoccidioides brasiliensis Pb18 is the source of this 339-nucleotide messenger RNA. RefSeq lists its product as uncharacterized. The coding region runs from base 1 to 339 and encodes 112 amino acids. The record is from RefSeq and is a predicted model, not a curated record. The transcript has a single exon.
AUGUUGAUAGUUGACAUCGGAGAUUUUGAUCCUGGCUCGCAGCCAACAAGCUGGCGCCUGUCAACGGCUCCUGAAAUCGGCCUUUCAAUAAUGAAUAUCGUCUACUCCCUAUUCCCUACUGUAAAAUGGCAUAUUCUUUAUAUCCUCAAGGGACCAGAACUUGCGCAUGUUUGCAGCAACAAGGUGAAAUACCUCGUCAUCCAUACGCACCCACAUAACCCGCCUAAACCCAUCCAUCCUCACUCUCAAGCUCUUCAAUUCGAAUUCCUUUUUACCUUCCUUGCAUUCUGUAAGGUACCCUGCGACCUCACGAGACCUUCGUGGAUCAGCUCAUCCUGA